UGGCUGCUACAAGUAGCAAUACUCUUGUUACUUGAAGGUUUGUCUGUUUACAAACAUUAUUUGCGAAAUAUAAUGGCUGGUUUUGAAAGAUUUGUCCAAGUUGGACGUGUUGUUUUGUUAAAAAAUGGACCUCAAAAAGGAACAUUGGCUGCCAUUGUUGAUAUCGUCGACCACAAGAGGGUGAUCGUUGACUGUGCUAACCAAGAAUUUCCUCGUCAAAUCGUUCGCCUUGGUCAAGUUACCCUCACAUCAAUUGUUAUGGAUGUUCCUCGAGGUGCUACUACUGGAAUUGUUGCCAAGAAAUGGCAAGCACAAAACAUUUCUGAGAAGUGGGCUGCUACCGCUUGGGCCAAGAAAUUGGAGACUGUAAAGACUCGUAGCCAACUUGGUGACUUUGAGCGUUUCGCCGUCUUGCGUUACAAAAAGCAACGUCGUAAUCAGGUUCAGCGUGCUCUCGUUAGUGCUUAAACUAAUGUCUUUCAUAUGAUACAAAACGAGACUGACUUUCUGGUGCAGCACUUUUACAUCUGCAUAACGAAAAAGGUAAUAGGGCCGUAGUAGUCAUGGAUCAACGGGUAGGUAAAUAAAUAAAUAAAAAAUGGGUACAUUGAAUAUGUGUAC
Molecule: messenger RNA, 621 nt
Organism: Schizosaccharomyces octosporus yFS286
Lineage: Eukaryota; Fungi; Ascomycota; Schizosaccharomycetes; Schizosaccharomycetales; Schizosaccharomycetaceae
Product: 60S ribosomal protein L14
Exons: 2
Coding region: 73-468 (131 amino acids)
Biological process (GO): ribosomal large subunit biogenesis; translation
Cellular component (GO): cytosolic large ribosomal subunit; ribosome
Molecular function (GO): RNA binding; structural constituent of ribosome
Source: RefSeq, a predicted model, not a curated record